AUGGAGAAGCCAUCCGUGGAAAGACUGCCCGCCGGCACCCCGGUGGAAAAAGUUCUCGAGGUCUUGGACCGCGACGGCGGCGUUGUCAUCACAAACCUGAUCAGCCAGGAAACCCUCGCUAAGAUCGCAGAGGAGCUGAAACCACACGAACAGCCCGACCAAGAAUGGUCAGGAGCUUUCUUCCCGGAAGCGACCAAGAGGAUCUGCUCUGCCAUGUCCAAAUCGCAGACCUAUGCCAAAGAGAUCUUCCUGAACCCCUUGUACCAAGAGGUGUGCAACCGCACGCUCACGAUCACCAAGAAAUCCAGAUACGGGGAUGAGAUUCGGACGUUUGUGUGCAGACCGAUCGGCAACACCAGCACCACGUUCGACAUCGGUCCUGGCGCCGAAGCCCAGCAACUCCAUCGAGACGACGGAGUCAACCAUGUUGAGCAUCCCACUAAAGGGCCAACCUUGAUGAACAUGCUGGUGGCUCAAACGCGCACCACGCCGGAAAACGGGGCGACGGUGGUUGUUCCAGGAAGCCACAAAUGGGUAAGCUACUACGAUGACCGUUUUGCGAAGCCAGAGCAAGCAAUCCCCGUCUGCCUGGACCCGGGCGAUGCGUUGAUUUUCGAUGGCGCACUUAUUCAUGGAGGCGGUGCCAACGUGACCAAAUCCGAACGUCGCAAGGUCCUCGGCGCAUUCAUGGUCCAGGGAAACCUUCGCUCCGAGGAAAAUAUCUUCUUGCAUCUCCCGCCCGAGGUGGCCAAAGACUAUCCCAAUGAAGCCCUUGAGGUAUAUGGUUACAAAGCACUUGGUUCGGGGUUGGGAUGGGUCAAUUACAGGGAGCCACUUGACGCCGUCUUGGGUCGUGGAAAGCCAUCUCCUGGCAGCUUGGAUUUCAAUAACGUUGGAAUCACGGCUUAA
Molecule: messenger RNA, 909 nt
Organism: Capronia coronata CBS 617.96
Lineage: Eukaryota; Fungi; Ascomycota; Eurotiomycetes; Chaetothyriales; Herpotrichiellaceae
Exons: 3
Coding region: 1-909 (302 amino acids)
Source: RefSeq, a predicted model, not a curated record